Messenger RNA from Salvelinus namaycush (lake trout), 592 nucleotides. RefSeq names its product brother of CDO-like. The record is from RefSeq and is a predicted model, not a curated record. The annotation marks the transcript as partial. The transcript is spliced from 3 exons. Lineage: Eukaryota; Metazoa; Chordata; Actinopteri; Salmoniformes; Salmonidae.
AAUGUGAGAACUUGGGGAGCCGAAGAAAAUGUCGGUGGCAUCGCAGUAAAUUACUAAAGCAGUAGCUUUAGAGGGAAAAGAAAAAGUUAAAAGUGUUUUUUCCCCGAAAAUUUACUGAAGUAAAAAGCGGAGAAGGAGAUCAAGUGGUGUCGGGAGGAGUGAAUUCCAAAUAAAGCACGUUUUGGGGGUAGUGUAUGGAAGAUGUCUGAAACAGACUGGACUCUGUGGAUGAAAAAGCGACGGGUGCGAGUGCUGUGUGCUCUGGGUGCUGUGCUACUGUGCUGCCUACAGGGCGGCGCCACUGUCACUGAUGAAGUGCCAGUGUUCACAGAGGAACCUCUGUCGGUGGUGCAGAAGUUAGGUGGUAGCGUGACCCUGAGGUGCAGCGCCCGACCCCCCUCGGCCAACAUCAGCUGGCGGCUGAACGGGCGUGAUCUGGUUGCCGGGGCUGGUGGGGACCUGGGGGUGGUACUGGAGCCUGGCAUGCUGCUCAUCCCAGCCCUCACCAACCUCACCCUGGGCAGGUACCAGUGUGUGGCCAGCACCAAUGCAGGGGGCCUGGCCAGUGUGCCCGCCAACGUCACCGCUGCCA